Schistocerca piceifrons (Central American locust) is the source of this 1746-nucleotide messenger RNA. RefSeq names its product glutamate receptor U1-like. The coding region runs from base 1 to 1746 and encodes 581 amino acids. The transcript has 8 exons. The record is from RefSeq and is a predicted model, not a curated record. Lineage: Eukaryota; Metazoa; Arthropoda; Insecta; Orthoptera; Acrididae.
AUGCGCACCUGGAGCCGGCGUGGUCUGCGCGCCUCCGUCCACGCGCCGGAGGAGGUGCGGCCAGACCUGGGGGCGCUGCUCAGCACCACCAGGGGCGCCGUCGCCGUCUGCACUGCGCUCUCCUGUCCGGGCGCCCUGCAGAUCUUCCGCAAGGCUGCAGGCCGCCAGCUGCUGGGAGCUCAGCGCCACUGGCUGCUGCUGGGCGAGUCGGACCCUGAUCAGCUGCCGCAGCUGGCGCUGGACUCGAGCGUCACUCUGGCGACUCCAGACACGGCGACUCCCGGCUCCUGGCUGCUGAGGGACGUCUACGGUCUGGGCACUCGUCUCGUGGUGUCGCCACCCGUUGUCUGGCAACCGGGCAGCCCCAUGCCCGCCCCUCCUUCGCGGGACAACUUGCAAGGACUCGCCAUCAAGGCCGGCAUCGUCAAAGUGCACGAUGAUUUCUCUCGCUACGACGACCUACGUUACCGGCAUCUGGACACUUGGAGCAAACUACACUACGCCGUAUCCAAAGUGGCGGCAGCGCGGCUGAAUUUCACGCACAAUAUCGUGUUCGCCGACCAGUGGGGCACGCGCGUCACCAAGGACAUGUUCAACGGGCAGGUGGGCCAGAUACAGAGGGGCGAGGUGGACGUCGCCGUCGGCGGCGUCGCCCUGCGGGCCGAGCGCAGCGACGCCAUCGACUACACCACGCCCACUGGCCUCUUUCAGCCGGCGUUCAUGUUCCGGGAGCCGUCGCUGGCGGCGGUGAGCAACGUGUACACGCGGCCCUUCUCGCGCGGCGUCUGGCUCAGCUACUCGCUGGCGGCGCUGCUGCUCGCCCUGCUGGUGGUCGCCUCGCAGCGGCUGCUGGCCAGGGCGCAGGGCGUGCUCUCUGCCACUGCCGACCCCGCCGUCGCGCCGCCCUGGGCCGACGUACCGCUCGUCGCCUUCAGCAUCGUCUGCGAGGAAGGCAUGCAGGACCCGCCGCAGAACGCCUCUUCGCGCAUCCUGCUCAUGUUCCUGCUGGUGCUGGCCGUCUUCCACAUGACGGCCUACUCGGCGUGCAUCGUGACGCUCCUGCAGCUGCCCAGCAGCAGCAUCAAGACCCUGGAGUCGCUCUUCAGUUCCAAGAUGCGCAUCGUCAUCCAUGACCUGCCCUACAACAUCAACUACGGAAAUGCUGUACAGCAAAUGCGUUGUGGAUGUCUGCAGGAGACGAAGGAUCCGCUGAUCAAGUCCUUCUACCGGGAGCGCGUGUACUCGCAGCCGCGCAAAGCGUUCCGCCCGCUGGAGGACUGCGUGGCGCAGAUGCGCGAGGGCGGCGUGGCGUGCCACGCGGACGAGGCGGCCUACAAGGUGAUCGGCGACACCUUCCUCGAGUCGGAGAAGUGCAGCCUCAAGGCGGUGCCCAUGUUCCCGCUCAGGGGCAUCAUCAUGGCCGUCAGGAAGCAGUCGCAGUACAAGGAGAUCUUCUCCAGGACGCUGACGUGGCUGCGGGAGACAGGUCUGCUGAAGCGCGAGUGGACGCGCUGGGUGGCGCAGAAACCGCGCUGCCUGAACCGCGACAGCGGCUACGCCGAGGUGGGCCUCACUGAGGUGUCGCCCGCGCUGCUCAUGGUGUGCUACGGCGUCGCCGCAUCCCUGGCGGCGCUGCUAUUCGAGGUGCUGCUGCACAGGCUGGUUGCCGCCAGGCAGGGGCACCACAAGAGGCAGCAGAAGCCCGGCACCGACAACACACUGGUGCCCAGGGCAUUCCUGCGCUGA